Messenger RNA from Lodderomyces orthopsilosis Co 90-125, 3327 nucleotides. It is a transcript of the gene PSD2, whose product is annotated as phosphatidylserine decarboxylase 2. Bases 1 to 3327 code for a protein of 1108 amino acids. NCBI's taxonomy places the organism in Eukaryota, Fungi, Ascomycota, Pichiomycetes, Serinales, Debaryomycetaceae. Gene Ontology annotation, biological process: phospholipid biosynthetic process. The record is from RefSeq and is a predicted model, not a curated record. The transcript has a single exon. Gene Ontology annotation, molecular function: phosphatidylserine decarboxylase activity.
AUGGGAGAACGAAGUCAAGAUCCUUCCAAGUCAAGCUCCGGAUCCAACACCAGUUCUAAUUCAACGUCGUAUGCAUCACUUAAAAAUAUCGAGAAUAAUGGAACUACCAAGAUCAGCGUAGACAACAACCAAAAUCACGCAACUCCAUACAAAUUGUACUUGAAAAUAAAUGCUAAUCGAGCUGCCGACUUGGUCACGACAACAGAUACCGAGAAGGAGACAAACACAAGUAAAUACUCAUCGAAGAAAUUUAUCAAUCCAGUGCUAGUCGCCAAGAUUAAUGACAAGAAGAAAGUGACACAGAGAAAAACCAAUACCAAUCAACCGAGUUGGGAUGAUGAGUUGAACAUCUCAUUGAAACGAGGAGACUUGUCAUCGAUUUUGAUGAUUUCAGUGUGGGACAAGCACAAACGAUACAAGAACUAUCUAGGAGAAUUGAGAUUGAGUCUAGAAAAUCUAUUUUUGAGAGAGGAUGGAAGUUUUACUGAAAAGACUGAAUUAAAAUGGUAUGGUCUUAGUUCCAAUUCCACAGUUCAUGCAUUCGUCACUGGGUCUAUUUUACUAUCAUUUGAAUUGUUUGUCAAAAAGAGAAAGUCACGAGUUGUCAAGGGAAAGGCAGAUGUAGGGUCAAAUAUAGGUGCACAAAUGCAAGGUUUGAGGAUAAAUGUGACAGAGCAGGAAUUCAGGGCAUGGUUGAGAAGCUUGAUUGAGCCUGAUUCAAAAGCACUUCACCUGUUGACACCAGAUGAGCAAGGAUUUUAUGAUGAGGCGAUGACAGAUGCAUCUGAAAUGGAGUCUUUAGCAACAAAGAAGUCUGCCGGCUCAGCUUUAAGCAAUGACAUACCUCUAAACAAUUCCAAAAUGGACAAUUUUCUCAAUGUUCGUGGUAAUGACAGGUGUGCAAGCUCUUUUUCCGAGCAGUCAUCGUAUUUAUCAACUGAUGCAUAUAGUGACGGAAACUUGUCUCAUGGAGGUGGCGGGAGAAAAGAAAAACCAAAGAGGAGGUUGGGUAUAAGGAAAAUUAAUCAUUCUCGUAACGACCUUUUCAAAGACAAUAAAUUUGAAUUGAGAGGGCGACAAGUAUUGGGUGUUUUGUUUAUUGAGAUUGUGUCGUGUGAGGAUUUACCACCAGUAACAAAUUUCACUCGCACUAGUUUUGAUAUGGAUCCAUUUGUGGUUGUGACAUUCGGUAAAAAGACGUUUCGAACAAGUUGGAAACGCCAUACUUUACUGCCAAUUUUUAACGAACGUGUUGCAUUUGAAGUAAUGGCUCAUGAAAGUAAUUACACGGUUCAAUUUUCCAUUCUUGACCGGGACAGAUUCUCUUUCCAUGAUGAUGUUGCGCAUAUAAAGUUGGGCCUUCGGGAUCUCAUUGAAUUGUCACCAUUCCAGUCCUUAAUGGAUCAUGGUGUGUCGGGCUCAGAUGCAAGUAUAAAUUUAGAACCAGGAUUUUCCACGGGUGAUAAUGACACUAAUCUGAAUUCCAAUGUCAAGAUCUUGGAGGACGACAACAUCGUCAAGUCGGUUAGAAGAGGACGGUUUUCAAAUAGGAGAAAAAUUGUUGAAUCCACGGUGGACACAUCAAAAUUCAAAGUGAUGUCUUUAAAUCUUGAUUUGCAUGAUCAAAAGUAUUUGGGAAAGUAUUCUCCAAAAUUGAAGAUCCGUGUUCGUUUUGAAACUUAUAACGACUUGAGAAAGGAAUUCUGGAGAGUGUUGUUGAAGCAGUACGAUUUGGGUGGGACAAAAGAAGAUGAAGCGUAUGACUACAUGGAAUUGAUCUCCCUCUUGGAUGCAUUGGGAACCAAGGAUGCAGAUAGUUUGGUUGAGGAGUUUUACAAAAACUUGCGUAAAAACUACUCAGCUGAUUCAUUGACCUAUGAUGAGAUUAUCGAGCAAUUGGAAAUCCACGUCAGCUUAAACGACCAAAAUUCAAAUAGGAUAUUUGUAUUUGACACAUGUCCCUUGUGCUCACAAAAGAGGCUUUCAAAAAAACAAGAUAUAGAUAUCAUCACCCAUUUUGCAAUUUGUGCUUCCAAGGAUUGGAGUAUAGUGAAUAAACUUCUUGUUUCAUCUUAUGCUACUCCACGUCACGCAACCAAAAAGUGGUACUCCAAAGCACUUAUAAAACUCACAUAUGGGAAGUAUAAAUUGGGUGGAAACACAGCAAAUAUCUUUGUUCAAGAUCGGUUAACAGGUAUUAUUGUGGAGGAGAAAAUGAGUGUUUAUGUUCGGUUAGGGAUUCGUUUAUUAUAUAAAGGUUUGGACAAAGCUAAAUCAAAGAGGGUGAGACUAUUACUUAGCAGUUUGAGCAAGAAACAAGGAAAGAAGUUUGACUCACCACUGCUGAAGGCUGAUAUUGCAUCAUUUAUCAAAUUCCACAAACUCAGCCUUGAUGAUUGUUUAAUUGAUAACCCCGAUGGAUAUCCAACCUUUAAUGAAUUUUUUUACAGGAAGUUGAAACCUAAUGCUCGAGUCAUCGAGGAUGAGGAAAACGAGGGUAUUGUUUCUUCCCCGGCUGAUUGCAGAUGUACCGUAUUCGAUUCUGUCGAUGAUGCUACAAGCUUGUGGAUAAAAGGGAGAAACUUCUCUUUAGCAAAGUUAUUUAACGGAAAUUUCCAGAAUUUGAAUACAACUAAUUUAUAUAAACCCGAUCAAUGCUCUUUGGGAAUAUUCAGGUUGGCACCACAGGACUAUCAUAGGUUUCAUUCACCCGUUUCUGGGACAAUAGGUCAAAUCAAGUAUAUUGAAGGUGAAUAUUACACAGUGAACCCGAUGGCUAUUAGAUCAGAAUUAGAUGUGUUUGGAGAAAAUGUACGAAGUGUUAUUCCCAUACAUACUGAAGAAUAUGGCACGGUAAUUAUGAUUGCUGUAGGGGCCAUGAUGGUGGGGUCAAUAUGUCUAACGAAACAAGAUGGUGAUUCAAUUGAACGAGGAGAAGAAGUCGGAUACUUUAAAUUUGGUGGAUCAACGAUCAUUUUGUUGUUUGAUAGAACAAAAUUUACAUUUGAUAGCGAUUUGGUGUCAAAUUCCAAAUCUUGUAUUGAAACAUUGGUCAGAGUUGGUCAAUCAAUUGGACAUUCACCCGGUGUUAAUGAAUUCAAGAGAGACCAUGUUGAAUUUGAUCAAUUACCACAAAAUACCAAAUUGCAAUUAAUUCGUGUGUUGACUGGUGGUGAUUUAACUGAUAAGCACCAAUUGAGUAAUUGGGAGGCAAGUCGAGCUGGAAUAGAAGAAGACGAUGAGGAGGAUAUUUAUGUAUCGGAUUCAAAUAUUGAUUUUGGUGCCGAUUCGUCAAUGGAUGAGGAGGGGUCGAUCACUUCGGGGUAG